GUAGAUUCCCGUGUUCAUUCCCCAACCACUACGUACACACCGCGUAAUCGUAAAGCAUAGUUCGAUCAUCGAAGGCCCAAAGCAAAAGUCAAAGGUCAAAUCGAAUCACUAUAGAGAGAGAGAGAGAGAGAGAGAACGAGCGAUCAGAUUGAGUUUUUAGAGAGAGAUUCACCGGAAUUCACUUGGCCUUUGUUGAUCGAGCAAGAUGAGUUUCCUCUUCGGCAAUCGGAAGACUCCCGCAGAACUUCUGCGGGAAAAUAAGAGGAUGCUGGACAAAUCUAUCAGAGAAAUAGAAAGAGAGAGACAAGGCUUACAAGCGCAAGAGAAAAAGUUGAUUGUAGAGAUAAAGAAAAGUGCCAAGCAAGGACAGAUGGGAGCUGUUAAGGUGAUGGCAAAAGACCUUAUUAGAACACGUCAUCAGGUUGAAAAAUUUUAUAAGCUAAAAUCCCAGCUCCAGGGUGUAGCUCUUAGAAUUCAGACUUUGAAGUCAACACAAGCCAUGGGGGAGGCAAUGAAAGGUGUCACAAAAGCAAUGGGCCAGAUGAAUAGGCAGAUGAACUUGCCAUCUCUCCAGAGAAUAAUGCAAGAAUUUGAGAGGCAGAAUGAGAAAAUGGAAAUGGUUACCGAAGUCAUGGGAGACGCCAUUGAUGAUGCUUUGGAAGGAGAUGAGGAAGAAGAAGAAACGGAAGAGCUCGUGAAUCAAGUCCUUGAUGAGAUUGGAAUUGAUAUGAAUUCAGAGCUUCUGAAUGCACCAUCAUCUGCCGUGGCCGCCCCAGCUGCAAAGAACAAGGUGGUUGCACAAGCUGAAGCAACUGGAAACGACGACACUGGGAUAGACAGUGAUUUACAGGCAAGGUUAGACAAUUUGAGAAAAAUGUAGUUUACUUGUGCAGUAGUUGGAAGUUGAAAAAUUGGUGUAUCCUUGUAACGUUUGUGAAGAAUCUAUGAACUCAUGGUUUGGUACAGCUGAUGCUGCAAUAAAAUUAUGUUUUGACGUCUCA
Camellia sinensis is the source of this 1001-nucleotide messenger RNA. RefSeq names its product vacuolar protein sorting-associated protein 2 homolog 1. Gene Ontology annotation, biological process: vacuolar transport. The record is from RefSeq and is a predicted model, not a curated record. Lineage: Eukaryota; Viridiplantae; Streptophyta; Magnoliopsida; Ericales; Theaceae.